Struthio camelus australis is the source of this 7849-nucleotide messenger RNA. The record is from RefSeq and is a predicted model, not a curated record. Lineage: Eukaryota; Metazoa; Chordata; Aves; Struthioniformes; Struthionidae.
UUUUCAUUUGCUAAUAUGCAUGGAAAUGAGAACAAAUGGCACGACAAUUAAGACUGCAUUUUGCAACCCGGAGAAGUAACACAGAUCCAUUAUCAGAAACCUCUGAAGAUGUUUUGGAUAGUAACAAUCGUAUGUACCUCAAAAAACCUUCACAGAAUUCUGCACCUAAUAUUGUACAGCCGAAGCCAACUCCUAGACAGGUUGCCUAUGCACCUAUAAUGCAGGAAAUAAUUAAUCAACAAGAAAAUGCAACUAUUUCUUCAUUACAAAAAAAGAGCACCUCAGUGCACAUUUCUCUGCAGUCUAGAAAGUAUAAUGGAUGUUUUCAGCCUGGCGAUGGCAUAGCUGCUCCUGAAGACACUUCAUUCACCGGUAUUGGUAAUGAAGGAAAUUGUGGCGCUAGAACUGUGGUUGAUCAUCGAUCUAACGAUAGCCAUCUGAGCAAUACUGCUUUGUGCAAUAGCAGUAUCGGUAGCAUCGCAGCGAGUGACAAUGGAUCCUUCAGUAGUGCUGGCAGUGACUAUGGAUCAUGUACAAGUACCACAAGCGAUGGAGGCUCAUAUACUAGCAGUAUCUUCAGUGACAGUAGUAGUAGUUGUACUCUUUCAAUAGGUGAUGGUACUUUCUGUAGUAAUGUUGUAUAUGGCAAUUCUUCAUAUAGAAGCAUGGCAAACAAAUGUAAAGCCUAUAAGAACAGCUCAUCUCAGGAAACUCUAUGUAGAAGUAAUACUACUUUUGACCAGGAUGCUUUGUCAGUGAGGAAGAAAACUAAAAUUCCACUGCGACGUUGUUCGUCUUUGGUAAUCUUCCCUAGGAGUCCUUCUAGUACUCCUCCAGCUUCUCCGAUAAGCUCAGGUCAGCUACCGCAGAGAGGGGCAUAUCAAACAUCACACAAACUAAUUAUUUCGUCUAGCGAGGUGGCACAAAAAGAAGAUCAAACCAUUCCCAAGGGAUUCCUUUCAACAGCAGUCAAUGGACUUCGACUGUCUAAAACAGUUUGCUCUUCUGGCGAAGUCAGAGACAUUCGGCCGCUUUACUUGAAUAGUUCAUUACAGGACAAAAAUCAAAUUUUGAAUAGUUCUGAGCAGGCAACUUGUGAAGAAGAAUCUGAUGGCUUCUCUUGUAUUUCAGUUCAUCUAACUCAAAGAGCAUUUGCAUCAAGCAGUGAAAUGGUUAAUGGCUGUUGCGGUCCGGAGUUAAAUCUGAACUCCAGUGCAAAAUAUCCUCCUAUAAAACUGGCACGUAGCACAUCUGCAUGUUUACCCUCAAAAAUAGAUUCAGAAUAUCAGAUUAAUAUAAAGGAACUAGAAAGACCGAAUGCACAGAUGAGCAGAACCCACCAUGUUUUGCAAAGAAGUGUUUCAUUAGAAGGAUCAUGUCAAAAAAUUUCUUGCUGUUUAUCCAGUCUUAAAUACAAGUGUCAAAAUGCAAGGACGUCUCAGUUGCACAUACAGUUCAAACCUGGGAAUGAAGCAAAAACAAGUGGUGUUAAGAAAAGAUAUGGAACCUGUAAAAGGGAAUUGUCUGGCAGUUCUUUGUGGAGACCCCAUAAGACUCGAGAUGAUUUUCUUGGGCAAGUGGAUAUUCCUCUUCAUCAGUUACCGACAGAAAAUCCCAGUAUGGAGAGACCAUAUACAUUUAAGGAUUUUGUUCUUCAUCCAAGAAGCCAUAAAUCAAGAGUUAAAGGACACCUUAGAUUAAAAAUGACUUACUUACCUAAGAACAACGGAUCUGAAGAAGAAACCACAGAACAGGCUGAAGAAUUGGAGCCUGGGUGGAUUAUACUGGACCAACCAGAUGCUGCUAGUCAGCCACAGCAACAGCAACAGGAAUCUCCUCCACUGCCUCCAGGUUGGGAAGAAAGGCAAGAUAUCCUCGGCAGGACCUACUAUGUCAAUCAUGAAUUCAGAAGAACACAAUGGAAAAGACCAACUGCUCAGGACAAUGUAGCUGUUGCAGAUAUCGGUAACAUUCAGUUGGAGGCCCAACAUGCAUUCGCCCAUCGGCGACAGAUAUCGGAGGAUACAGAAAAUCUAGACAGCAGGGAUUCCCCUGAGAGCUGGGAAAUUAUAACAGAAGACGAGGCAACAAUGUACAGCAAUCAGAACCUUCACAUACCUCUACCACAGAGUAACUGUGAUGUUCAGACUCAUCUUGCAGAAGAACUGAAUGCCAGACUUAGUACUUCUGGAAGUUCAGCUACUGGCCAGUCAGCAGUCUACACUAAUCAUUCCAGCAGAAGAGGUAGUCUGCAAACAUACAGAAUUGAGGAACAGCCUGCACUUCCAGUGUUACUGCCUACUUCCUCUGGAUUACCCCCAGGCUGGGAAGAAAGACAAGAUGAAAAAGGAAGGUCGUAUUAUAUAGAUCACAAUUCUAGAACUACUACUUGGAUAAAGCCGGUUGUACAGAUUGCUAUAGAAGCAGGUCAAUUGUCAACUGCCCAAAGUGUUUCUAUAGGACGGCAACCACAGGCAACAUCAAGUGAUUCAUCCCAACAGUCUUCUAAGCAGCAGCCUGAAACAGAACAAGGAUUUCUCCCUAAAGGCUGGGAAGUCCGACAUGCACCUAAUGGGAGACCGUUCUUUAUUGACCACAAUACCAAAACUACUACAUGGGAAGAUCCAAGAUUGAAAAUUCCUGCUCAUCUGAGGAGAAAGACUUCCCUAGAUCCAGUAGACCUAGGGCCCUUACCACCAGGGUGGGAAGAGAGAACUCACACGGAUGGAAGAAUAUUCUACAUAAAUCACAAUACAAAGAGAACACAAUGGGAAGAUCCUCGACUACAGAAUGUGGCAAUAACUGGACCAGCUGUGCCUUACUCCAGGGACUAUAAGCGGAAGUAUGAGUUCUUCAGAAAAAAGUUGAAGAAACAGAGUGAUAUUCCAAAUAGAUUUGAAAUGAAAAUUCAUCGCACAACAAUCCUUGAAGAUUCUUAUAGGAGGAUUAUAGCUGUAAAAAGAGCAGAUUUCCUUAAAGCAAGACUUUGGAUUGAAUUUGAUGGUGAAAAAGGUUUAGACUAUGGAGGAGUGGCCAGGGAAUGGUUCUUCCUUCUCUCUAAAGAAAUGUUUAAUCCUUAUUACGGAUUGUUUGAAUAUUCUGCUGCAGAUAACUAUACUCUGCAGAUCAAUCCAAACUCUGGACUGUGCAAUGAAGAUCAUCUUUCUUAUUUCAAGUUUAUAGGUCGUGUAGCUGGAAUGGCUGUUUACCAUGGCAAGCUUUUGGAUGCCUUUUUUAUUCGUCCUUUUUACAAGAUGAUGCUCCAAAAACCAAUAACACUUCAUGAUAUGGAGUCUGUGGAUAGUGAAUAUUACAAUUCUCUGAGAUGGAUUCUUGAAAAUGAUCCAGCAGAACUGGACCUCAGGUUUAUAGUUGAUGAAGAACUCUUUGGACAGACCCAUCAGCACGAACUGAAAAGUGGUGGAUCAGAAAUAGUUGUCACCAACAAGAACAAGAGAGACUACAUUCAUCUUGUGAUUCAAUGGAGAUUUGUGAGCAGAGUACAGAAACAAAUGGCAGCCUUUAAAGAGGGCUUUUUCGAGCUAAUACCACAGGAUCUGAUUAAAAUUUUUGAUGAAAAUGAACUAGAGUUAUUAAUGUGUGGACUGGGAGACGUGGAUGUGGCUGACUGGAAACUACAUACAAAAUAUAAAAAUGGCUACAACGUAAACCACCAAGUAAUACAGUGGUUCUGGAAGGCAGUCUUAAUGAUGGACUCUGAAAAGAGAAUAAGAUUACUUCAGUUUGUUACUGGCACAUCACGUGUACCUAUGAAUGGGUUUGCUGAGCUGUAUGGUUCAAAUGGACCACAGUUGUUUACAGUUGAACAGUGGGGCACCCCUGAAAAACUGCCAAGAGCUCACACCUGCUUUAAUCGCUUGGAUUUGCCUCCAUAUGAAUCGUUUGAAGACUUAUGGGACAAACUCCUUUUAGCGAUUGAGAAUGCUCAGGGUUUUGAUGGGGUUGAUUAGGCUACAGGCAUAAACUGUAUUGGUACAGUGCUGCAUUCUCAUUUUAAGGGUUUACAAACAGAUUUGAAAUUUCCAGGGACUACCGUUGUAUUUAGUCACUUGGCUAUUAAAUCUUCAUAGUAUCACUUGUAAAAUAAGUAAGUAUUAAAAAUUCACUAACUUUUGAAAAUGUAUUUUGCCAUUUCCACAGUUUUGCGUACUUUGCUAAUAACCACAAUACACAUAUUGGGUAGGCCAGUGCCAAGUAAAGGUCAAAAACUAAAAUAUCUUUAAGCAGUUACCUCUUCUACAUUAUUUGCCAGAUUGUCCUACAGUAAACUACUGAAGUAAAACUGUCAGAGGGGAAAAGAAAAAAACAAAAAAACUUUGCAGAGGGUGUAAAUUUGAAUUGCUGCUUUAAGAGGAACAACUGAAAUGAUUUAAAAAUGUUUUUAAAAACAUUAAAGACUUCAUGUAAUGCAGCAUUGUAGUCUGUGCUGCUUCAGGCUGUUUGCUACAGAUCUGCCCAAAGCACCUUACAAUUCAGCAUAUUAGGUAAAACAUUGGAAAGCGUUUGUUUGCAUUAUCAGCUAUCAGUUUGCAGAACACUGGCUUGUUUAUACAUUUUUAUUUCUUAGAUUUCUGUUUCUGGCUUACUUUUGUGAAAACAAUAUAACAAAACCAGGACUUUUUUUAUAUAAGACACUCAAGCAGCAAAAUUCUGAAUUGUAAUGAGAAAUUAUAUCCUUUUUUGUCUGAAUUUGUAUACUUUCAUUGGCUUAUUGAGUGUUCAUCACUUUUUUGAUAAAUUUGUAGUUUAACGAUGGAUAAUAUUUUCAAUUCAGCCUUUUGCAACAAUCUUAGCAAAAUUUUUAUGGAUAUCACAGAGUAUUAAUUACUGAUAGUUUGAGGCCUUUAUUAUCCAUUCUUGCAGUAUUGCACUACGUAACAAUAAAUAACAUGUUUACAGGGUUUUUUGGGCCAAAUUCAGCAGUCUGUUGCGUGCAGACUUCUGUGAACUCUAGAAGUUAUGCAGAUGUAACCAGAGGCAGAAUUUGGUCCUAUAAUAUGUUUACAGGUUAUGCUAGUUUCUAUAGCUGCAUUUUUUUAUAUUUUUAUUUCUCCACUGUUAGUCUAGAAACCAAAUUUGUUGAUACAGUAUAACCAAAGUCAUAACCAACUAUGUGCAAUUUAUUGUAGAUCAGCUCUUCAUAUAAAUAUUAGUUUGAUUUCUUUUGUAAAUGUGGGUGUGUUUUGUGUCAGUGUUAGCACUUCUUGUUUGAGCAAGUGCUGGUUAAAAUGAUCAUCAAAUCCAGUUCUAAAAAAAAAAAAAAAAAAAAAGUUCGUUCAUAUAUCUGACUUGCUUUAAUUUGAACAUUUUAUUACCUAUAUGAUCUGAGGAAAUAACAGUACCUAGCUUUGGCCAGCAGAUUUCUGUUUAGUCACAGUCUUUAUAAAUAUGCAAGAAGGAAGUGUAGCACAUCUCUAUAAAGAUAUGUAAAUUAUGUAACAAACGUAAUGGGUCUUAAAGGGAUAUUUAAAAUCCCAGUUUGUUUUAUUCUUUGACUAGAUCUUUAGGGCUGAGAAUAUUACAUGUAAAUAAAGGUAACUUAUACAAAUUUUCUGAAUCUAUAUGCAGUUUUGUAAAACAUGGAAUGAUAUAUCAGUAAAUCUGUAUAGAUUUGAAUGUAGCAGUAUUUGUUGCAUACUUUAAAGUAUAAAAUAAGGAUCCUGAGAGCCGUAAAUAAAAGUUUAUUCUAAUAAAAAGCUGUGACUCACUUAAUUGAAGUGCAAAUCAGUAGUCUUGAAAUAGCAGAACUCAGUCAUUUUAGUGCUUUUAAGUACACUACAGGCAGAAGUUUGAUAGAUUUCUAUCUUCACUAUAAUAACGCUUCUAUUUUUAUGUAGGUGCUGAGGUUUAGAAGCACUGUUUUCUAGUGUUCCACUCCCAAGGCAUGCAGUCUUUGGAAAAAUUAAUGUGCUUAUAAAAAGUUCUAGAUAACUGUGAACGUUCAUUGUAUUGUCAGCCUGGAAAGGCUGACCUAGGAGUCAGGGUGAGACAGAGGCACCGCAGAAACCUCCACUCUCUGCUGAGCAGGGAGUGGGCACUGUUCCCACAGAGCUCGAUUCCCAAUGCCAGCCAGGGGAGGCACCCUGGCACACUGGGGGCCUCUGCCUGGACAGAGCUCCGGGGGAGGGAUGCUGGGGUGCAGGUCUGGACUGUUGGGAGGGCCUGGUGCCUCUCCCAGGAGCUGGGGCAGCAGUGGCCUCCCCUGCGGGGGCUGUGCUAUGAGCGUGGCGCUCAGCUGCCAGAGGAAGGAGUCACGGGAGAGGAUGCGAGCAGGCUGGGUAGCACCAGGGAGGAUGAACAGGAGGAGAUCAACAGAGUUUUUGCAGAGACCUUGCAGAGGCAAGAGCCCAGACCACACAGUGCCAGUAAGGAGGGACAGCUAGAGGCCGUAUGUGGUCAGGUGGUGGAUGGACAUUCCCAAGAUGGGGGGUGGCUGGAAACUUAUGACUUCUGGCAGCAGGAGAAAGGUGGCUUCUCCACCCUCAGAUACAAUAUGGGGCAGCCUGGAUAGUCUUCUCCUUGAUCCUGCAGGUGCAGGGGAAAGGCUGAGGUUGGAGUUAACUUGCAUGGUGCAUCCACUACUGGCCACGUGGCUGGUGUCACAGGCUUUUAUGUGGCUCUCUUUGAGAAGAUAGGAUUGCUGUUGUGAAACAGGACCCAUUUGACAGAGUAGGAGCUUCUUUGCUGAUAAGCUUACAACCUGAAGAGGAGGGCUUUCAACUAGGUUUGUUGAGGGGUGGUGAUACUCAUUGGCAGUUAAGUGAGGAAGCUGAGGUCAAUGGUGCUAAGUACUGGGGCAGGGUGAUGGGAGUGAGAUAGCCCUUGUGAAGGAUGCCACAGGCUGGAGGGGGCCUCAAAUGGCAGAGCUAGGGAAAAAACACAGAGCGCUGGAGAGAAAAACAGGAGUGAGAGUUCUGUCCGCAGACAGAAAGAGCGACCAAGGUGUGGUGGGAAAGCUGGUGUGGUUGGAGCUCUGUGACUGAUCUCUCUGGGAGACACAGGCAGGGAAGAAAGAGAGUCACCUUGGAUGUGAGGCAGCUGCUUGAAUGCACCCGAUCAUGAUGAGCAAGUGGACAAAGUUGUCUUUAAGCAUCUCAAGAAAGUCUCCAGAUUGCAGACUCCAACUCUUGUGGGCGACUCUAAACACUCUGACAUCUGCCAGACAGGCAAUACGAGGGGAUGCAAGAGACCGACGAGGUUUCUGGAGGGUAUCAGAAACAACCUCUUAACAGCUGCUGGAUUGACCAGCGAGCGGUGAUCUCCUGGGUCUGCGACUCACAGACAAAGAAGAAUUGGUCAGGGAGUAAUGGCACUUCCAGCCACAGUGACCGUGAAACAGUUAAGUUCAAGAUUCCAAAAUUUUAUGGAAUAAACCAGCAGAUUAUAUUCUUUGUUCUUUUGUGCUUGUACUUUCUGUACGUCACACCUCCAGGUUCCUUCAAAUGCAUGUCCUCAGGUUUUGGGGUGCAACUCCAGAGAUACCACAGUCACCAAAUGUUUGACCAGAAACACUGUUAGUAGUAUAGUUUUAAGUGCCAACUACAGACCAUUUAUAAUGAUUUGCAGAUAAAAUUACUGCUUCCUUAAGGGUUAGCUACCAUCUCUUAGCUAUGCUGUAACUUCAUUACUCUCAAUACCCAUUUUUAACAAAGCAAAAUGAAAGGUAAGACUCAAAAAUUUCCCAGGUGGGUAAGAGCUAGGUAGACUGAUCUAUUGAUGAAAGGGUCGCUAUUUAGUAAGGGACUUUGUGCAAGUCUGAUUAAUGAGGCUCGCUCUGUGAAGAAACUAUCUUCACAGAAAAUAACCAAGAAAGAUGUUAAUUGUAGGU